Messenger RNA from Amorphotheca resinae ATCC 22711, 1661 nucleotides. RefSeq lists its product as hypothetical. Lineage: Eukaryota; Fungi; Ascomycota; Leotiomycetes; Helotiales; Amorphothecaceae. The transcript has a single exon. The record is from RefSeq and is a predicted model, not a curated record. The coding region runs from base 159 to 1181 and encodes 340 amino acids.
GAUAAUCAUGGCGUGGGGGCCAUGUGUGACCGAGUCUCUUAUAACCGUUCUAACCCGCCCCCUCUUCUUAUCUACAGUACAUCUCCCCACCUGGUCCAUCCAUCAGGAUACACGAAGCUCGAGAAUGGCGGUUUAUGCGCAAUAAUGCCAGUCUUAUCAUGGCCGAGGGGCAAGCCUUACUCGAUAUGUCCAUCAACGACUUCUUUCUUCGAUGUGGACUGACUCCCCAGGACCAACUCGAUUGCUACACUUUCAUUGAGCGCCUGUACCCCGGCAUAUCAUGGGUAGCAGCCUCAUAUCAAGGCUACUGCUCCAUGACUAUCUUCGUCGGCGACCAUGUUGUCAUCCAAUUCCGGCCAGACAACUAUCGCCUGAACCUUCAGAUCGCUGAAGCUGCGCGGGAAGUCUACGGCGCGUUCGCUCCCGACACCAAGCAUAUUGCAACUAUCCCGAAGUCUGGUCUGCUUGUAUAUAGCAUGAACAGAAUUAAUGGUGCGCCUUUCAAGCACUUCCGAGAGUCUUGCACAAGCAAGGCAAACUCAACAGAAUACCGUGCGAGACUGUGCGUUGACUUCGCGACGUUUCUAUCAAAAGGAUGGCACCAUAGCUACAGCGAAAGAAUCCCCCUGGGAAUAGUGGGAUGUUCCAUCAUACCUCGCCUUAAGUCACUCAGCACCGACCUGCCCAUGAGGUUUCAGGCCAAAGCACGGCUCAUUCUUAGGGAAUUGCAGCAGAUCGAAGCAUUGCCGUGGGUGUUGUCACACGGAGAUAUUGCAGCUGGGAAUAUCAUCGUAGAUCCGUCAUCCGGCCGGCUACGAGGGCUCGUGGACUGGGCUGAAGCAGAACGUCUACCUUUUGGGACUUGCUUGUACGGACUCGAAGAGAUAUUGGGACAUAUGACAACCGACGGAUUCCAGUACCACCCCCAUGUGUCCCAUCUCCGAGAUAUAUUCUGGGCGGAAUUGAGGAAAUGGAUACCAGAGCUGCAUCAGACUUCUGUUAUGAAGGCCGUCAAACUUGCAAGGGACCUUGGCGUACUCCUAUGGCAUGGUAUUGCUUUCGAUGAUGGGGUUAUUGACCGAGUCGUUCAAGAGGGUAGGGACGUGGAUGAAAUUCGACGAUUGGACGCUUUUCUGGAUCUUGAAGAGCAGGAAAGCGUGGAAGGAGUUUCGAAGAUCUAAGUGACCUAUACCUUUCCCCUGUUUUAUAGAUUUAUGCACACUCUUCCUUGAUCACCUGAACCCCCACCAAAAGUCGGAGGUGGAUAUAUUCAACAUAAGCAACCCGACUAACCCACAAUACUACCCAUGAUGUUUGAUACUCCCGGGCUGGACCCCAAUUAUUCAAUGGGAUAAUUUCGAGUAGUCAUCGACGAGGCCUUCCAGUUGUUGUGACGAAGUAAGCAAUCUGGAUAUCCAUUGACAUUUCUGGAAUAUAGGUUACACUGGGAAGAUGAGAUGGCUGCUGGCCGGUAUCUAUAAUACUUGAAAGGAUCCGAGCAUUCUAGCAAUUGUUAUUGCUGGUAGAUUGAAGAGACCAAAUUCUUGUGUCCAUCAUUCGGGGGUAAAGUCUCUCCCGGGCUGCGAAGGAAAGGUUAAUGAACAUGAACAUCAUAUCCGAAGAAGGGGUCAGGAGCUUUAUUGAUAGUACUUGCUGCCUAG